UAUUGCAAUAUUGUUGCAUGUAUUUGAUAUUUUCCUUUGCUUCUAUACAACAUUUUAAAGAAAAUAUGAGUUUACAUGAAGUAGAAAUUGAUGAUGAACAUUGUUGUGGAAAUCAUUUUUGGGUUCUAGCAUUAUUGUGUUGGGUUUUUAUGUUUUUUGCUGCUAUUUCAUCAGCACUUGCUUUAGGGCUUUUGUCUUUCAGUCAAGUUGAUCUUGAAGUUCUUGUUAAAGCUGGACAACCUCAUAUCCAAAAAAAUGCAGCAAAGAUUAUGUCGAUUGUUAAGAAUGAGCAUUUAGUUUUAUGCACCCUCCUCAUGGCUAAAUCAUUGGCACUAGAGGGAGUUUCUGUUCUUAUGGAGAAAAUGUUCCCAGAGUGGGUUGCUGUGUUGCUUGCAACUGCCCUUAUCAGUAUCAUUGCAGAGGUUAUACCUCAAGCCUUGAAUUCUCGUUAUGGUUUAAGAUUUGGAGCUACAAUGUCUCCUUUUGUUCGAGUUCUUCUCCUACUUUUCUUCCCAUUUGCAUAUCCAGUUAGUAAGUUGUUGGAUUGUCUUCUUGGCAAAGGACACACUGCACUUUUAGGAAGAGAAGAGCUGAAAACUUUAGUCAAUUUACAUGCCAAUGAGGCAGGGAAAGGUGGAGAGUUAACACUCCAUGAAACAACAAUAAUUGCUGGAGCUUUGGACUUAACUAUGAAAACUGCUAAAGAUGCUAUGACACCUUUAAGUGAAACAUUUUCACUUGACAUUAACUCCAAACUUGACAUGCAUACAAUGGGCAUGAUAAUGAGCAAAGGUCACAGCCGUAUACCAAUCUUCUCUGGAAAACAAACAAAUAUUAUUGGUCUUAUCCUGGUCAAGAAUUUAAUGUUCUGCCGUCCGGAAGAUGAAACACCAAUUAAGUUUAUGACUAUAAGGAGAGUUCCCAGAGUAGGUGAAAAUUGGCCACUAUAUGAUAUACUGAAUCAAUUCAAGAAGGGUCAAAGUCACAUGGCUGUUGUUCUCAAGAGUAAAGAGAACAUUAGAACUGCUGCAACUAAUACAGAAGGAUUCGGCCCGUUUUUACCACAUGAUUAUAUUAGCAUAUCAACUGAGGCAUCAAAUUGGCAAUCAGAAGGAUCAGAAUAUUAUAGUGCAACAUUGAAGAAUGCAAUGCUUCAAGAGAGUAAAGACUCGGAUCCAUUGCAUAGAUCGAAACAACAUGACACGAGUAUAUCGUUAGAGAAUAUGGAGUCUCUUCUAGGUGAGGAGGAAGUUGUUGGGAUUAUAACUUUGGAAGAUGUCAUGGAAGAGCUACUUCAGGAAGAUAUAUUGGAUGAAACUGAUCAAUACAUUGAUGUCCAUCAAAAUAUCACAAUAAAACUGCAACAUCCAAGAAGAGGUUCAACAGGGUCUUCCAAAAGAGCUUCAACUUCUCAUCAACAAAGGAGAAGUUUAGAUGCAUCUCGAAUUCGAUUUUCAACUCCUACAACUAUUUCACCAAACUUUCCUUCUAACUAAAGCUAACAUUGCUCAGUCCUCGUGAGCUUAGCUCAGUUGAUAAGGACAAUGCAUAAUAUAUGCAAGGUCCGGGUUCAAAAUCUCAACCACCACCAAAAAAGCUAACAUAGCUCACAUUCUUCUGCUGACAUAUUUGUAUCAAUUUUUUUCUGUCUCUUGUUAUUUCAAUGAGUAUUUAUGACAUAAGUCUCUAGCCUCUUUAUUCUUUCUUUGUUAAAUAUGUAAAUUAUAUAUAUUGAAAUUUAUGAAGAAAAUGUACUUCAUAGAA
Messenger RNA from Medicago truncatula (barrel medic), 1764 nucleotides. Its product is annotated as DUF21 domain-containing protein At2g14520. Lineage: Eukaryota; Viridiplantae; Streptophyta; Magnoliopsida; Fabales; Fabaceae. Gene Ontology annotation, biological process: magnesium ion homeostasis; intracellular manganese ion homeostasis. The record is from RefSeq and is a predicted model, not a curated record. The transcript has 12 exons. Gene Ontology annotation, cellular component: cytoplasm. Bases 18 to 1496 code for a protein of 492 amino acids.